AAAAAAAAAAGUACAUUUUACUAAAGAUGUACCUUAACCCAUUUAUGCCGAAUGUACUUUAACCCAUUUGUCUUCAAAUUUAUUCACAUUAAAACCUUAUUAUUGCUCAUACAUUAAUGCAUGUUUCCUUGUUUUCAGGUUUAUGUAUACUGAUUGUCUGUUAUAUAGCCAGGCAAAAUAAAUGUCAGAGUUUGGUAAAGGUUUCCACAAGGAGAAGGGAGGAGUGUUUGCAAAUGAAGGUUAAAUAUGCUAAAAUUACAAAAAUUACAAAUAUCUUAAGUAUUUUCUAAGAAAUGAUGCGUAAAUAUUUGCUACUAAAAGAGUUCUGGCAUUUGAUUCAUGUGGUCUAGAUUCAAAUUCUACCUUUUCAUUCACUGUUUAAAGUUUACAUAACUCUUCUGGAAAAUGGGGAUUCUAAUAGUACUAGUUUAUGAAAGAGUUUUUGUGGAUUUAGUAAAAGAUUAAACUCAUUAACAACUUACAAAGCUCUGCUGUAUUGAAAAUUGAGGAGAAAUAACUUUACAAUAAAUAAAAACUGUUAAAUUUAAAAACAGGGAUAUAGUGUGCAUGUAUCUGCAAUUCUUCUCUCUCUUCUAAGGUUUACUUUGUACAUAACUACCUAGCUGCCCUUCAUGUAACUUAGAACUUCAUCUACUAUCUUUAAAAUCUAGUCCCAUGUUUUAACCAUCUUGGAUGGUUAAAACCUUCAAUGACCUUCACCUAGUUACACAAUUCAGGGACCCAGGAGUCACCAUUAACCCUACACUACUCACAUUCACAUCCAGCUGGCCACUAAGUCAUGUUCAAUCUGUCUUUUAAAAUUCAAUUUAGUAUGUUUCCUUCCUCAUAUUCACCCUUAAAAUUUUCUUUAACUGUAAAUACCAGCAAUUCUAUAUAUUUUUUUCUUAUUUGGCUUAAUUCAUUUAGUUUUUCACUGCAUUUUAUCCCCGCUUUUAUCAGCUACAUUGCUGUGGGUUUAAAAAAUUAUAAUUGGAUCAUAUUAUUCCUCUCUACAAAACUUUUAAUACCAUUCUCUCCAUACACCUUACUCCUAUUUUCUUCAGGAUAAAGUUUGUACUUAUCCUAGAUGACAUUACUUUAUCCAUAGGAUGACCUUACCAAAACCUUUAAGUUCUAGUCUUAACCUACCUGUCUAGCCAUAUCUCUCAUAAGGCCAUAUCUCCUCAUAAAUAUCUAAUGCUUAAUUUUAUGAGAAUUGCUGACAAUUCCUUGAGAUUGUUUUUAUGCUUCCUUAUUUUUUCAAAUCUUAUAUUUUAUCUGGAAUGCCAUUAUAAUAAUGUUUAAUUGAUUUGUAUCAAAACUACUGGGAUUUGUUGAUGGCUUCUUGCCUUAUGUUGUUAGAUAUUUGGCUUUUUUUUUUUGGAGAGAUGGUGUCUCACUAUAUUGCCCAUGCUAGUCUCAAACUCCUUGGCCCAAGUGAUCCUCUCCCUUGGCCUCUCAAAGUGUUGAGAUUAUAGGUGUGAGCCCUUGCGUCCAGCCUUGCCAAUUUUUUUACACAUAUUAUUUAAUGUAAGUUCUAUGGCAAUUUAGUGAGGAAACAGAUACAGAGGAGUUUUAUUUCAUGUCCAAGUUUACAGAAUUAUAAGUGGUAGAGUCAGGCCAAUGCUAUGUUUGCCGCUAAAAACUAUGUUAUCCAAAAGAUGCUGCAAAACUGACCUCAAUCAUAUUCAUGUGUGUGAAACCUUUUGUGACACAUCUACAUAUGAGAUAUUGAUGAUCAUGUUGUCUUUUAUGUUAUCACUAUAUCCACAACUGUUUCUGUUAUCUCAGGUGUCACAUUAUCUCAGGUGUCACACUAAACUUCAACUGUGAACUUUAUGUCUGUUAUUCCCACUUAAUUAUAAACUGAUAAGCAGAAUAACAGUAUUUUAAAAAUCAUAACCUCUUGCCCAGUGUAUAUUUCUCAAUAAAUUACAUUUGAAUGAAUGAAUGAAUAAUACAGAUUCCUUCUUUUUUUUGUAUUCAACUUCACCCAUACAAGAGAGACUAAAAGUGUCAUUAGCUAUUAUCUUUGUAUUCAGGAAACAUUAAAAAAGAAAAAUGGCAUUUGAGAUGGGUGUUGAAAGAUAAUGAUGGAGAAUUUUGACAGGUGGAGGUAGAAUGAGAAAAGGCAUUACCAACGAAGGCCCAACUUAAUAAGAGCUAUUUUGCCUAUACUAAUGGACAGUUAACAGUCUGAUUUGGUGUAUUGCUUGGAAAUGAUCUUGCUCGCAAACUUAUUAGCUGUUCAAUUUAGUUUUAAGUAAAUGGGCAAGUGGCAAAUAUAUGAGGAAGUCAGAAGAACCUUUCUUAUAUUAACUUGAUGAGUCGCUAUACCAUUGAAAUCUCUUACCUCACCCAGAGCAGCCCCUCUGGAAGUGCUCUUUCAUACUUCAUGUCUCUUCUGGGUGUGUGAGGCAAACAUGAAGUUUAUAUCAGACACAUAUGAAUAUACUCAAUGAAUUUCUGCCUAUGGACAACUACCCUUUUGCAAUACUUACUUGAAGCAUGUUUUCUACAUGAAUAAUAUCUUGAAGCCCAAAUUAUAUAAUUGUAUCUGUAAUUUAUCUGCUUGAUAUACCCUUCACAAUAAUUCUAUAGCAUAUAAUUUUUCUCAUUUUUAAAUAUUUAUGAAGAAGCUUAUGUUGCAAGAGCUUCAUUCUCACUGUAUAUACCUGAAUGCUGUGAUAGGUUAGUAAUGGGCACUGAAUCAGAACUAUUUAUUUCUGUCCUACACCAAAGCCCUUGUUUUAUAAACUAGGCAACUUUACUCCCAGCAUGAGCAUGAGCAUGAGCAAAUGUUACGGCAAUAGGAAAGCAUAGUAUCAUUCAAAGAAUUAUCUAGAAAGUGGAUAAUUUUGGCCAAAUCUGAGAUUCUCAGUGCUGUUUAUACAUCACAAUCACCCAUGGGAGGUUUUAAAACUUAGGCUCAGACAUCAUCACAAAUCUCCACCACAGACAAAUUCAACCCCAAUUGCUGAGAGAGGGGUCCUGGCAUCAGAAGUUUUUAAGCUCCUGAGUGAUUCCAAUGUGCAGCCAGUACUGAGAACCACUGGACUAAAAUGAAGGGCACAUGUAUGGGGGCGGCAUGAAGAGUGAAUAGGGUUUAAAAAGGAAUAUUAGAAUCACAUGGGCAGGAUAAAACCCAAACAGCCUCACUCAGUAACUAUGUGAUCUUGGGCUAGUUACUAAACUUCUUGAAAUCUCUAUUUUCCUGUAAGAUGGGGAUAAACUAAAGCAUGUAAAAUACUUAGUAUUUGGAGUCAGUUUAAUUAAUGGUCAUUCUUACUAUUUAAAAAAAAUAAAUUUGAAAAAUGAUAAUAGGACUAUGUUGUGGAAAUAUUUGACUACCAACUGCAGGAAAGGAUAUUACUACGACAGCAUAGGUGACAAAAACAAAUUAGAGAUAUAUUUUUUGCUCAGAUGCUUAAAAUAUUUUUUUUCUUUUCAUAUCUUGUUUGCAGUUAAGUAAUCUUUGGUAUUAAGCAGUUUUAAUUGCAAUAAGCUUAUAAAUUAUUAGUACUCCAUAAUGAAGAGAAAUGAUAAAAGUCUGUCUUGUUUUGAUAAUAUAUGAAUAAUAGUGAGAAUUAUAAUGUGCUUUCUUUUACUAAGCAUCAGAUAUUUUUCAGAUGAAUAGAAUUUCGAUGAGUUAACUACCAAUUGCGUAGUACCAUUUACAAUCUCAUUUUUGAAAGACACUGUCUUGAAACAAUCUAGAACUGACAAAUGACAACAUAAGAUACUCUGCUUUGCAUAUUAAAGACUUUCACAUUCACUUCUCAUUUGGUUCUGCCCACAGCCCUGAGACAUGGGAAUUAAUGAGUUUUAUAAAGUUUAUUGGUUUUUAGGGGAGAGGGCUAUGACAAGAAUCCUUCCCUUCUAACUUUGAAUGUAAUGCUUCUUUUAUGACACACAUACUUAUUUGGAAUAUGUUGAAAGUCUAGAAACUAAGAAUUAAUAUGUAGGCAAAAGGACCAGUGCAAUGCUGUGAACUCGAUGUGAGUAGAUCUUAGGGAUUCUAAAGGGCACUCUAAUGCCUUUAGAUUUAAGCUGAAAGUCAGAGAAACAGUUAAGAUAGCAGAAACCUAAAAAUUCUCAAAAUAUCAAACAGGCAGAGUUAACUCUACCAAAGUCAGAAUGACUCAAAACACUGUUAGCAGCAAAUGAAAACAAAGAAAGAAAACAGCACUAUGCAACCUCUGGUUUGCUUAUGGUACUUACUAGAAGUGAGUAGUCUUGGCUGCAAUGAACUUUAUAGAAAGUGUUUAGCUUAGAGAAUGUCAGAAUCCUAUAAAUACCCUGGAAAUAGCGGGUGGCAUAAUGUCUUCUGCAGUCUCGUUUCAGCAGAUAAACUUCUUCAGUUCUAUUUAGAAUGCAUUUUUUGUACUACGGUUGAUAUUUCAGGCAACAGUGAUGUAUAUACAAGUAUCUUCAACAUUCUAUUAAUUUCAGGUUCAAUUUUUACUGAAAUCAAUAUCUAUUAAAAUUAUCAUGUUAUAAUUAAUAAUCUUAAAUUGUACAAAAUUCCUAUUCUCUUGUAUCUGUAUAAUAUCAAAUUAGAUGUCUAAAAAUCUAAUCUGAUUUUCAAAUUAACAAAAUAACCUAGAAGCAAUACUAUAAUCAUCUUCUCUAAUAUAUAUACUUAAGAUAAAACAGCUAAUUAUAAACAACUUAUACAUGGAAGUAUGCAUAAAUAUUGUGAUUUUUACUUAACACAGUGAUAAAGAAAUUGAUACAUUUAAAUAACCAUAUAUAUAGCCAAUUUGAAAUUUAGGUAUACUCCAAAAGUAGAUAUUUUGAAUUGAUAUGUUUAACUGGCUUAAUUCAACAUAAUUUAGGCCAGAUAUUUCAUAAAAUUGUGUUUAUUUCUAAAGUAAUGAGUGCUUCUUGUAAAUAAUUCCAAUACAAAAAUAUGUGGAGCAAAAUGCGACAUUAAGAAGCACACCAAAAUUAGGAUGGUCAGCGCCUCUGGCAAUGAGGGAAUGGGAUUAGAAGAGAGAACAAAAUGGUUGACAACCUUAUCUGUCAUGCUUAAUUUAUUUCAUAGAUAAAGUUAAAAUGAUGAAAUGUUUCUAUUGAUAAUCAUGGAUUCUAUGUAAGAAUUUGUUACAGUAUUUUUGUAGCUGUUUGUUUUUUUUAAGUUUCUCAAAAGUGUUUAAGAUUUAAAUUUGACCAUAUUACUAGGUAAUUGAUCUUGAUUUCAGUUAAUACCCUGGAGUUACAUAAACAGAAAUUUAAAAUAAUAUUUUUGAUUCUACAAGCAUUCCACAUUCAUUAAUGUAAUACAAGAAAACCAGAUCAUUCUACUGUGAUCAACUUACAAAUUGUGUUGGAAUCUGCCUGCAUAUAGCCCACCCCCUCAAUAAGGCACCAUAAAAGCUAUUUUAAGUAAUAUUCUCUCAAUCAUAAUAAAACACACAUAGCAAGACCAAAAGGCAGUGAUUCCUUUUUCCAUUUCCAACUUGUCCUCAAGCUAAGCAGUCCGGCAACUCAAGCAAAAACUGUGUUUCAUAAUAUGAACAGCCACUUAAAUACUUUCUCCCCAUCUCUUUAUGUUUCACUGCUGGGGAAGUUAAUAAUGAUUAAAGUAGGAAGAUUUUUUGUUUUAAAUCAGAAAGUCAGUUGAAAGAAACCUAAAGUUCUGCCAUAAAUAUCUAGCAGGUGCUGAUGGCCACCUGCCACACUUGCACCAGAUUGUCUAUGUAGCCAGCAGUCUGGCCAUCAGCAGACCAGAGAGGUGCAAUGGGGAGUCUCUGCCUUGCUGCAGAUUCCGAUAACUUCUUGCUUAAUUUCUAUGGUGGUCUUGCCUUCUAAGUCCCAGAUCUUGAUGCUGAGGCCUGUGGUAGCGCAGAACCAGUAGCAGUUGAGGCUAAAGCACAGGGCAUUGAUGAUAUUCCCACCACAUAGCAUAUCAAGGUGCUUGCCUUUGUUGAGAUCGCAUGGCAUGGCAUGGCAUGGCCAGCAUUGCCUCCAGAAGCACAGAGGGAUCCAUCUGGAGAGACAGUCACAGUGUUCAGAUGGACUGUGUGGCCAAAGUGGUUCAUCUUCAGCUUGCAGUUAGCCAGAUUCCGUACCUUGACCAGCUUGUCCCAGCUACAGAGGUGAUAGUGUUGCUGCCGUUAGGUGAGAAGUGGACAUAAGACACCUACUCUGAGUGGCUCUCCACCUGGACAGUGUAUUUGUAUAUACUCAGGGUUAUAACCAUAACUAGACGGUUUUAUCUCAGGAUCUAGAGACAAUCUACAGGUUGUCAAUGGAGAAGGCCACACUCAACACGUCCUUGGUAUGGCCUACAGAUCAUCUCAUAGUGGUGCCCUUUGUCAGAUCCCAGAAGCACAGGUUUCCAUCUCAGGAGGCUGAGAGGAAAAAGUGGCCACCUGAAGAGAUGAUUUUGUCAUAGACAAAGUGGAAAUGACCCUCCAGGGCAUGCUGUGGGAUGCCAUAGUUGGUUUCGUCCCUGUUCAAUGUCCACAUGAUGAUGAUUUUGUCUCAAGAGGUGGACUGUAUCAUGUCCAGGGCAGUAGCGAUCUGGUUACUCAGGUAUUGUGGCCUUCAAGAGUGUCACAAAGGGUCUUCUGCUCUGUCAUGGUGGUGGUGAGGUCAGGUGUCACUGCAGCAACGAGGAUGCCACUCAGAGAGACCAGAGGGACAAACACCACAGCCAGUCCUGCCACAGCCCUGCCACAAAAAACCUGUGAACUUAUGAAUCAAGGCAUCUUGGCCCUGGUCAGCUCCAUUGGCUGCACGUCAGCAGGAUCCCUCCAGUCUUUGGCAGACGCCAUGCAUAUCCCCCACCUCUUCAUUCAGCGCUCAACAGCUGGGACCCCAAGGAGUGGCUGUGGACUCACCCGGAGCAACAGGAAUGAUGACUACACUCUCUCAGUUCGCCCACCUGUCUACUUGCAUGAUGUUAUCCUAAGAGUGGUCACAGAGUAUGCCUGGCAGAAAUUCAUUAUAUUCUAUGAUAGUGAAUACGAUAUCCGUGGAAUACAGGAGUUCUUGGACAAAGUCUCUCAGCAGGGAAUGGAUGUUGCACUUCAGAAGGUAGAAAACAACAUCAAUAAAAUGAUUACCACUCUCUUUGACACCAUGAGAAUAGAAGAACUGAAUCGCUAUCGAGACACUCUUAGGCGAGCGAUCCUUGUUAUGAAUCCUGCUACAGCCAAAUCCUUCAUUACUGAGGUUGUGGAGACUAAUUUGGUUGCUUUUGACUGUCACUGGAUCAUUAUAAAUGAGGAAAUAAACGAUGUGGACGUACAGGAACUUGUAAGAAGGUCAAUUGGAAGGUUAACGAUUAUUCGGCAGACAUUUCCAGUUCCCCAGAACAUAAGUCAGCGGUGUUUCCGUGGCAACCAUCGAAUAUCUUCAACAUUGUGUGAUCCAAAGGAUCCAUUUGCUCAGAAUAUGGAGAUUUCCAACCUUUACAUAUAUGACACGGUGCUUCUGCUUGCUAAUGCUUUUCAUAAGAAGCUGGAGGACCGAAAGUGGCACAGCAUGGCAAGUCUGUCAUGUAUCAGAAAGAACUCAAAGCCCUGGCAGGGUGGGCGCUCCAUGUUGGAGACCAUCAAGAAGGGUGGAGUUAGUGGGUUGACUGGAGAGCUAGAAUUUGGAGAAAAUGGAGGCAAUCCCAAUGUCCACUUUGAAAUCCUUGGAACCAACUAUGGAGAAGAGCUUGGCAGAGGUGUUCGAAAAAAUGAAAGAAUCAGACCACAGGGCUCUACUGGGAAAAUCUGGCCCCAGCUUGGUUGCUGGAAUCCUGUCACAGGUCUGAAUGGGUCACUGACUGACAAGAAAUUGGAGAAUAACAUGCGUGGAGUGGUUCUACGUGUAGUAACUGUUCUGGAAGAACCUUUUGUGAUGGUCUCUGAAAAUGUCUUGGGUAAGCCGAAGAAAUACCAGGGCUUCUCCAUUGAUGUUUUGGAUGCCUUAUCUAACUACCUGGGUUUUAACUACGAAAUUUACGUAGCACCGGAUCACAAAUACGGAAGCCCACAAGAAGAUGGGACAUGGAAUGGCUUGGUAGGAGAACUUGUCUUUAAGAGAGCCGACAUAGGGAUUUCUGCUUUAACCAUCACUCCAGAUCGUGAAAAUGUGGUGGACUUUACGACACGUUACAUGGACUACUCAGUGGGGGUACUACUUCGAAGGGCUGAAAAGACAGUGGAUAUGUUUGCCUGUCUUGCACCAUUUGAUCUCUCUCUAUGGGCUUGCAUUGCUGGCACAGUCCUUCUGGUGGGUCUACUGGUCUACCUCUUGAACUGGCUUAAUCCCCCACGAUUACAAAUGGGAUCAAUGACGUCUACUACUCUCUACAACUCCAUGUGGUUUGUGUAUGGAUCUUUUGUACAACAAGGCGGGGAAGUCCCGUACACGACUCUGGCUACCCGAAUGAUGAUGGGGGCUUGGUGGCUAUUUGCUUUGAUUGUUAUCUCAUCUUACACGGCAAACCUCGCUGCUUUCCUCACUAUUACACGCAUUGAAAGUUCCAUCCAGUCUCUCCAGGACCUUUCCAAGCAAACAGAAAUCCCUUAUGGCACAGUCCUAGACUCUGCGGUAUAUGAGCAUGUCCGCAUGAAAGGACUGAAUCCUUUUGAGAGGGACAGCAUGUAUUCCCAAAUGUGGCGGAUGAUCAACCGAAGCAAUGGAUCGGAGAACAAUGUUCUGGAGUCCCAGGCAGGCAUUCAAAAGGUAAAAUAUGGAAAUUAUGCUUUCGUAUGGGAUGCAGCUGUAUUGGAAUAUGUGGCUAUCAAUGACCCAGAUUGUUCCUUUUACACCAUUGGAAAUACUGUUGCUGAUCGGGGAUAUGGAAUUGCAUUACAACAUGGCAGUCCUUACCGAGAUGUUUUUUCACAAAGGAUCCUGGAGCUUCAGCAGAAUGGUGACAUGGACAUCCUGAAGCACAAAUGGUGGCCUAAGAAUGGCCAGUGUGACCUGUACUCGUCAGUGGACACAAAGCAGAAAGGAGGCGCCCUGGACAUAAAGAGCUUUGCAGGGGUCUUUUGUAUCCUGGCUGCUGGAAUUGUCCUCUCCUGCUUCAUAGCCAUGCUGGAGACGUGGUGGAACAAGAGGAAAGGCUCCCGGGUUCCAUCAAAAGAGGCUUCAUCCCUGCAGAAUGAAACUACAAUAUCUGAAAGAAGGAAUGCUUGGCCAUUAAGGCCAUGUUUGAAACUUGGCAGCAAUACCUGGAGAAGCCAGGCAUCCAGUCAUAGCCUGCACCAAUCAUCACAAAUGGGAGGACCCCUGGAUGACCCAUAACCUCUACCAGCACAAGAACUGCUGAUCUGUUUUCCACCUUAUUGAUUUCAGGACCCAUUAGAUCCUGUAUUCAAAACUGGUGAGCUAAUGUAUUAUCUCCUAAAUUAAAAACUCCUAUCCAGUUCAAGGAAGCUGACCUCACCAGAUUGUGACACACAGAAAUCCUUGCUGUAAUCCACUCAUAGAAGAGUAACGACAGGACUGCUGCUUUCAGCCACAGGUCAUGGAUCUUGCCUGCGCCAGCCCAUUAGCCUUAGAAGGAUGCUUCUAUGCAGUGGACUUCUUGCCUAGAUGUCCUGGUCAAGAGCACUCACACUGAGGUCCAAGUCUAUACCACAGUAGCUUUGUCCUCAGCUUCUAUCUGUGCACGAUUUUAAACUCUGGGUCUUAGGACUUCUCAUAGCCAGAGAUCUAGGGAGACAUGAAGGACCAAGGAGAAUGGCAGAACUUAACCAGAAAAAGACAGACGGCUCUUCUAAUGCUUAUUGAAUCACUGGUAACUGUGGUUAAACAUCUUUGGAGGUUUUAUCACAGAAUUCUCUCCAUAUUUCUAGAACAACAUUAUUUCAUACUUACCAAAAUUGGCUACUUUCCUCCACACCAAGGGACAUUACCUUUUUCCCCAAUGGCCAUCAAAUGUCUACAUUUUGCAUGGAUUCCUGGCUAAUGUAGAGCCUCCAGUUUGAAUCCACACUUAGUACAUGUGUCAUUGUAAACAAAGAUCACUUGGAUCUUAGGAUUACACCCUGGAAUUGCAGUGCCUGUAUAUACUACCCAGCGCUAAGAUAAGUUUGUUUUCCUUAUACCCACUUCCACAUUCAUUUAUAAUACCUCUUCAAUGCAAAAUGUAUUUUACAAGUAAAAUAGGGAAGCAUCAUAUGAAAUAUCCCAGCCCCUCAUGAACUCAAUCAGUUUUUAUUGAGGACCACUAUGUGCCAAGCACUGUAUUACAUUUUGGGAAUACAAUGAUGAAUGAGUCAGAAUCCUUUCCCUAAGAAGUUUGCAUUCCAGUGGGGAAUCCAGAUGAUUAAACAGCAUGAAGAGUGCUAGAACAGGCUAACAAUGGCCAUAAGUAUUCCCUCAUCUCUGUUCCUUAAGCACCCAGGGAGCUCCCAGUUGCCCAAGCUGAUGCACAGAUGAUCUAUUAUGCCAAAGCAACCUAAAAGAUUAAAGCCAACAAGCAGCAGUCCAGGAGGAGCCUCUACAAGUAGUGAUCCCAUGGGUUCUUUUACUAAUAUAUUAUUUCUAAAUAAUCUGACUUUCAAACAAGUUAGGUGUUCACUUACUGAGCACCUUCUUCAUUAUGUCAUCAAACUGAUAACCCUCAAGUUGUAGCUGCUCACAGGUGAAAAUCAGGCUAUAAAGUCAAAAGACAGAGCUUCAAGUUUGGGUCUUGGUGCUUACCAUGACUGUGGGCAAAUCACCUACUUUCUGGUCUUUGGUGUCAUUCUUUGCAAAAUAAAAGUAAAAACAUUAUAUACUGUACCUACCUCACAGGGUUGUUGUGAGAAUCAAGUGAAAAGUAUGUGAAAGAACUUUGUAAACUUUGUUAUUUUUAAUCACCCCAUUUCCAUGGGUUCUUCAUCUUCUCUACGUAAUACAAUACUAUAAUUCACCUGAAGGAUGUACUCUUACCCACUCUGUUCCUACCUCUCACCCUUACACAAGUGAAUUGUACAAAGAAGAUGAAGUACAUGCCUUCCUGGAUAUCUAGUUUCAGAUGGAAAUUCUGAUACCUCACAGAAUGACAAAGAAGUAGUCCGGAGGACCAAAACCGGGGCUCUACUGCCAUAGAGACAUUCCACCAUUAACAUACCACUGGACCUGGAUAUCAGCCAGCCCUCUUGAUGGACAGUUGUCCACAGAGAACCCAUUCUUGGCCCCAGAGAACUACUGCAGUGGUUCAGGGAAUCAUCUGGGUUCUUUCUGGCUGCCAGGGGAGUCACCAGCCAUUCCAGGAAAGCGCAUGCUUCCGAAAAUAAAGCAAGAAGAUUGGUUAAAGGAGACACUGACCCCAUUAAACAAAAUACAAGCCUUCCCUGACUGCCUGACCUGUGAUAAUUGGGCUGCCAAGGGAGAUACCUAGACACUUAUUUAAAGCAAGGAUUUGGUGACACAUUUCUUCAUUUAGCAGUUUAUCCCUGAUGCCAACCUGACUCUUACUUCUCUGAUUUUUGAUUUGUCGACUCCCUGUCUGUCUAACAGACCUAUGAUAAGAUGUGUUUCUGGCUUUAAAAUCCCAUAUGCUCCCCUUACAUACACACAAACACACAAACAUCCACACAAUGAGGAAUGCCAGCAUUUUUCCUAUCUAUCUUACCCACUUGACCAAGCUUAGCCUGGCCUUCCAUUUCUGAUUAUUUCAUAUGGAUUCUGAUUGGCUGAUCCAAUUUGAGUUCAGUCUCACUGGACCAGUCGUAAUGUAUUCCAGGCUGAAACUCUGACUCCCUUUCAGUCCUGUGUAGAAGCUUAGAGUGCCCAUGAAGCCACGAUACCGAUACCCAGCAAUCCUUUAAACAAAGGGAGGUCUUUCAACUUAGAAUACACAUGCUUAUCCAAAACUAAGGCCGUAUUAGCAUGUAUCUCCAGGAAUAACAUAAAGUUUCUAUAAAAGUUCUCCUGAGCGAAUAGAAUGGUGACUAUGUACAAAAGAUCUGAUAGAAUUGGCAUCCAAGAAACUUUGUAAUAAGGUCUUAAGCCUAAAAUAGAAAAUUUCAACUACAAUUCAUUCUUCAGCUUCCUAGAGCAAGGAAGGCAGAUCACAGGGAAAAAUCGAUUCAUUGUUUAUAUCAGUUUCCAAAAUAUUUUCAAAUGGAAUGGAAAAUAAUUCACAAUUUCCUUCUUGCUAUAAGUCAGAAUGGCUGACUUCACACACCAAUUCAGUGAACUAAGAAAUUCCAAGACUUUUUCCUAUGGCUAUAAUAUUAAAAGUUAAUUUUAAUACCUAAAAAACAUUAGCAAUUAAAAACAGUGUCUUAUAUUGUAGUUUACAACCACCACUUGCUGUGGGAAGGGAGCCAGAGAGACUCAGAGUACCCGCCACCCAAGGUCAAAGGCACUGAGCCAAAGGAUCCAGCAAAGAGCAGGCCCAAGCCAGGAAGAAAAGCUGUUGCUGAAAUGUCAGACCAAGCAUAUGAAACAAGAUGAUCUCCAGGUCAUGGUAGCUGAGAAAGGAGAAUAGACAGAUCCAAGCUGGGAACCAAAUUAAGAUGUUGGAACAGGUACCAGAGUGAAUAAGACUGGGCAGGGGAUGGAGUCACCUACGGCCACACGUUUGUCGUACAGUAGCCUUUCUUGUAAGUUGCGAUACUACAUCCUAGUUUCUUUUUCAGAAAUAAAAUCCUUGGUAUUACUGAUGUAGCUUACAUAGCCAGCCCCAAGCAGAAAACUCUUCCUUUCCCACAGACAUACUUUUUACUAUCUUGGUUGAUAUAAUUUUCUUUUUCAGAGAUUUUUAAUUUUUUUCAUGAAUCUUUGAUAGAUUAUUUUAUCAAUAAAAAUUUUGUCAAUAAAUAAUUUUCCUGAUUGAACUCCAAGUCCUUCUUUGGUGAUUAAAGUUGGUAAUAAAAACAAAUUACUUUAA
This is a messenger RNA of Homo sapiens (human), 12838 nucleotides long. RefSeq names its product glutamate ionotropic receptor delta type subunit 2 (gene GRID2). The record is from RefSeq and is a predicted model, not a curated record. Gene Ontology annotation, molecular function: scaffold protein binding; identical protein binding; monoatomic ion channel activity. The coding region runs from base 6412 to 9255 and encodes 947 amino acids. Gene Ontology annotation, cellular component: dendritic spine; postsynaptic density membrane; ionotropic glutamate receptor complex. The transcript is spliced from 16 exons. NCBI's taxonomy places the organism in Eukaryota, Metazoa, Chordata, Mammalia, Primates, Hominidae. Gene Ontology annotation, biological process: regulation of synaptic plasticity; synaptic signaling via neuropeptide; regulation of presynapse assembly.